Messenger RNA from Eucalyptus grandis, 1500 nucleotides. RefSeq lists its product as uncharacterized. The transcript has 4 exons. The coding region runs from base 1 to 1500 and encodes 499 amino acids. The record is from RefSeq and is a predicted model, not a curated record. Lineage: Eukaryota; Viridiplantae; Streptophyta; Magnoliopsida; Myrtales; Myrtaceae.
AUGGCAAAGGACAACGGAUGGAGCAAAUAUGCUGAACAAAGCUAUUAUACUCCAAGAAUACAUGUGAAGCGCGUCUAUCCGUGGUUAACGGAUGUAACCCGGCCCGGAAUGUCGAGUAACAAGAGAAAAGCAGUUGAAGCUGCACUCACCAGUCCGAAUUUUAUGCACCGGAGUGUUUAUCCAUUGUACAAAGCCUCCAGUUAUCCAUUGAUUCGAGGUCAAGUUCAAGGUGAACUUGUAUCAAGACCCUCGCAAUAUCCGUACAUGGUUGAUUCGUCACUUGGUGUCGGUGGUAUGAGUGCGAAGAGGAACGGUUUCAAGAAUGCACGUCGAGGUAAUGCCUCAUCGCACUCUCACCAUUUUCGUGAAAUCCUAAAGACAAAAUUCAAUCGCGUUCAUGAUUCUGACAAUGUCAUGUUUGCGCCGAUAAGCAACUUUUUGGGAAAGGCUGAUGACGGAAGAUUGUUGAGGACUGUUGUCUGUAGUAAGUGCUAUGCCAGCUUCUUGUCUUUGGGUCAUCCACCUCAGAUAAAGGAUGGGAGUAACACACCAGUGGAUGUGAGUCGCAGGAGUCGCAAUGAAGGAUUGGACCUGCGGCUCACCUUAGGUCGCAACUACGAGGAGAACAUUGUUUCUAGCAGAGCUGAUGAAGAACCUAAACAUGCAUCUAGCACGGCCAUUGCUUAUAACAGGGCAAUUGACGAAUAUCCAAGAUAUGCUAAUUUGUCAGGGGCAACUAGCCAGAUGAACAUUAUCAAGGUGAAUGCUUAUCAAAAUAACACACCGAUGCAUGUGAUUCACAACGGUGGAUGCAAUGUGAAUCAAACCUUAGAUUGCAACGAUAAGCACAAACGAAAUGUCGUCGUUUUUGGACAAGUUACAGUCACUGCCAAUAACGAGGCAAUUUUAGACAAUCAAAACUUUGCUCAAUCUUCAAGGCCAGCCAGUCAAGUGGGCACAGUUGAACCAAAGGCUCAUCCUUUUCGAGAGAGCAUUAUGAAUUUGGCAGUGAAUCCGAAAAAACAAAAAGCUUCUAGAAGAGAGAAGCCAAAGAGGACUAUUCAGCCUCACCCUAACGCAUUCCUAUCAUCCGUCCAUAAUCUAUUAUCAACUGGAAUAUUUGAUGGUGCUCCGGUGAAGUAUAUUUUGAGUAGUCGUGAUAUAAUUCUUCGUGGUGUCAUAAAAGGGCCGAAGAUUCUUUGCAGCUGCAAUGAAUGCAACAACUCUGAAUACAUUAGUCCCUACAAAUUUGAGUUCCAUGCUGGAGGGAGGACAAAGUAUCCGAAUGAGUACAUCUACUUUGAGAAUGGCAAUACCAUCUACGAAGUUUUUCAAGAGCUGAAGGACACACCGGAGGAUAUGCUUUUUGAUGCAAUUCCUAAAAUUGCUGGUUCUGCUCAUCAUAUUCAGCUGCCACCCGAGCGCUUCAGCAAAACAACGCAAAGGACCAAGUUCCAUCAGCUAAGGGACAUUAACAAUCUACCUGAAGAAGAAUCAUGA